This is a messenger RNA of Ornithorhynchus anatinus (platypus), 939 nucleotides long. Its product is annotated as olfactory receptor 6C75-like. Gene Ontology annotation, cellular component: membrane. The transcript has a single exon. Lineage: Eukaryota; Metazoa; Chordata; Mammalia; Monotremata; Ornithorhynchidae. The record is from RefSeq and is a predicted model, not a curated record. Gene Ontology annotation, molecular function: olfactory receptor activity; G protein-coupled receptor activity. Bases 1 to 939 code for a protein of 312 amino acids. Gene Ontology annotation, biological process: G protein-coupled receptor signaling pathway.
AUGGGAAAUGGCACGGGGGUGACAGAGUUCAUCCUCGUGGGGCUCACCAAUGACCCCCACCUGCAGGCUCUGCUCUUCCUCGUCCUCUUCCUCACCUAUGCAUUAAGCGUCACUGGGAACCUGACCAUCGUCACCCUCACCUUGCUGGACUCCCGCCUACACACUCCCAUGUAUUUCUUCCUGCGCAGCUUCUCCUUGCUGGAGAUCGCCUUCACAUCCGCCUGCAUUCCCAGAUUCCUGGUCACCAUUGUCACUGGAGACAGAACCAUUUCUUUUUCCAACUGCUUCACUCAGCUGUUCUUCUUCAUCUUCUUGGGGGUGACGGAGUUCUUCCUCCUGGCCGCCAUGUCCUACGACCGCUAUGUUGCCAUCUGCCGGCCCCUGCACUACACGACUGUCAUGAGCAGGGGUGUAUGCUCCCUGCUGGUCCUCUGCUCUUUUCUCUCCAGUUAUCUGAUUGUGUUCCCACCAGUUGUGAUGAUUGCCCGGCUGGAUUACUGUGCCUCCAACGUCCUCAACCACUUCAUCUGCGAUUCUUCCCCAAUGAUGGGGCUUUCCUGCACAGACACCCGCUUUCUGGAGCUGAUGGGUUUCCUUUUAUCCUUGGGAACACUCCUCAUUACCUUGGUGCUAAUGUCUGCGUCCUACGCAGCCAUCAUCCGCGCCAUCCUAAAACUGCCCUCCGCCCAGCAGAGGAGAAAGGCCUUUUCCACCUGCUCCUCCCAUAUGGUCGUGGUCUCCAUCACAUAUGGCAGCUGCAUCUUCAUGUACAUCAAACCAUCUGCCAAGGACAGGGUGGAACUAAACAAGGGGGUGGCGGUUCUCAACACCUCCGUGGCUCCCAUGCUGAACCCUUUCAUCUAUACCUUGCGGAACGAGCAGGUCAAGCAAGCCUUCAGGGACCUUAUUCAACGAGUCGGAUUUUCCUCCAGGAAGUGA